CAUCGAAAGAAGAAGAAAUACGAAAGUACCGUCGCGAAAAAAUAGCCGCUCGCUUUUUGGGUGUAGUAAUAUUGUACAAUAAACUUGUUGAUUUUUCUUUAUUAUAACAAAAUAAUUGGCAAAUAACAUAAACUCACACAUAUAAUUAAUAAUAAUGUUUAAUUCUUAUCAGUGCUAAAUUUGUUUUUAAACAAACGACUACAGUGAUUUUGUGUAAAAAAAACUAAACAACGAUAAGAUUUUGUCGGCAUUUCUUUUAUGCAAAAUUUGUGCUAAAUUGUUGAAAAGGAAAAAAAUCUAUUAAUAAUAAUGUCCUUCUAUAACCGCAAUACAGAAUUGCGAAAUGUACACACUAAAGAUUUAUACAAUUUGGCUGUUAUACUCGACGAUGACAAUUAUUGGCAGACACUAAUGGAAAUAAUACCAAAAGAAUUGAACAAUCAAACAUUUGGUACAUCACAAGAUUUGGAGAAAAUUGCCUCAGGCUCGGCAUAUGAACGUAAAUAUAAUAAUGAUCAUAUACGUUUAAUAGAGAAUGCAAUACGUCGACCUGGCGAAUCACGUCUGUACUCACAAAUUCUUUUCGAUGAAUGGGGCUCGUCCGGACGUAAACAUGAACGACCCACAUUGGGUGUACUCUUGCAUUUGUUGGUACAAUCAAAACUAUAUCGAGCGGCGGAUUUUGUUGCAGAACUUUUAAAUGAACCCAAACCACAACGACCUACAAAUGGCCCUGCUGCAGAAUUUGAAUUUGAAAUAGAUGUUUUUAAUGAUAUUCAAGAGACAGUAAAUGAUACACGCUUUUAUCCUAAUACAGAAGAUUUACAAGAAAAUAUAAGUAUUGAUAUUAAUAAAGACUAUUAUACGAAAUAUCAUAAAAUUGUUGAUAAAAAAAUACCAACUAUAAAUGAUAAUACUGAAGAGACAACAAUGACAGUGGCUCCAAAACCCCCGCCAAGGUUAUUAAAAUCAGCGAGAUUAUUAAAACAGCAGCAGCAGCAGCUUCAACAACAGCAACAGCUAUCAAAUCAAUUACUACAACAAACUGCCAAUAAAAAUGAUAUAAACAACAAGAGCCCAAAUAUAAUACAAGAACAAGUACAACAACAUCAACAACAACAAAUCCAACAAUUGAAUACACAUUCGAAUAAUGAAAGUAUGUCAGUUUUGUCUUCUGUCUCCACAAAUAAUAUGCCCAAACUGUCGGCACUAAUGAAUUCAACAAAUAGUAUAAUUGCUACUACAACUACAACAACUAUGACAACAACGAACUAUUCAUCGGAAAUAAGUGAAACUGUAUUGCCAAAAUUAUCUGCACUGAAUAAUAGUUCCGAAAGAAUACCACAACCUUAUGGCGACGAAGACGAUGAUGAUAGUUUAAAUAGUACACCUUCAUUAAUUUAUACCAAACCAAAUAUUGUACAUGACCAUGGCCAGCAACAUUCAGACAUGAACAGCAUACCAAUAGUAGUAUUAAGUAAACCUUUAAAUAUUGACUUUAAAAAAGAACAACCAGAUAGCGAAAAUUAUGUUGAAAUAAACGAUGAUUUACCAGCGAUAAGUGCUUUAAAUCUAAAUGGUGAAAGAGAUGAAGUUGUAAAUCAACAAAAUCAAUCUCAGCAGAGUAAUAAUUUCGAAAAUGUACCCUCAGUUGCUUUAAAUUAUACGGGUCAUCGUAGGGCCAGUUUUGAAGAGUGUGCCGUCCAUGAUGAAGAUUUAAAUAUACCUUGUUUGGUGGCCAAUAUGAAUUUUAACGAAAAUCCCUCCAGACAUCAACUAGAGGCCAUAGAAGAGGACUACAAUGGUAUUGAACAUGAACAUGAUAACGAAGGUGCCGUAGCAGAGCUCGAUGAAGAUGAAGAUUCUAUACCGAAUUUAAGUUUCUUAGAGAAUCGUAGCUCUAACAAUGAAUCAAGUUUAACUAGUGUUACAAAUACCAGCGGUGACAAUAGCUUUGAACAAAGUGUCAACGAUUGUAGUUCGACUUCCACUGACAAUGUUCCAUUUUUAAGUGUAUUUAAUCAGUAAUUUAUUACAACUAUAAAAUUUUACUAUUAUACAUAUAUUUACUAUUUGUCUUAUUAUAUAUAUAUUUACUAUUUGUCUUAUUAUAUAUGUAUUUAAUUGUU
Molecule: messenger RNA, 2129 nt
Organism: Lucilia cuprina (Australian sheep blowfly)
Lineage: Eukaryota; Metazoa; Arthropoda; Insecta; Diptera; Calliphoridae
Gene: tub
Product: protein Tube
Exons: 2
Coding region: 310-2028 (572 amino acids)
Biological process (GO): signal transduction
Molecular function (GO): protein binding
Source: RefSeq, a predicted model, not a curated record